UCUACCAGCUACCGCUACAAUUGAUUGAUAUAAAUCACAGGCCAUACCCACAAAAGAAGUGUAUAUAUAUAUAUAUAUAUCAGUAGUUACAGUUAAUCUUAGAUAGUAUUAUGGAGAUGGCAUUCUGCACUUUUCUUUGCAUUCUAAUUCUCUCCACUUUGCUAAUUACACCCGGCUGUGCUUCUCUGCAAACUCAACUUCUACCAUCGAACAAACAAGCUGCAGCGAAGAACGAACUGCAAGUUUCUCUCCCUACACUGCCAAGAAAACUUAGGUUCACUGUUAAAGUAACUGUUGCAGAACAAGAAGCUAAAGAUUACUCAGCCUACAGCAACCAUAAGGAAAAUGCUUUAGCAGGUGGUAAGAAGCCAAGAACCCAGAAAGAAGAUGAAAAAGUGCAGGUAGUGGAAAGAAGCAGAUCAGCAGAAACAAGGCAAGAACAGAUGGAGAAGGAGGACACGCCAGAGUUCUUCACAAUGGAUUAUCAGAGUGUAAGACGACGAAGUCCCAUACACAACUCCUUCCCUUCAUUUUCUCCAUGAAACAUGCAUGCCUGUUGCCUGUUGCCGUGGACAGAUACUGAUAGAAAUUAGAACAAAGCACUUUGGAUACGUUAAUGCUAGGGUUUGUAAUUAGGGAGGAAAAUGAGGAGUGUGUGUGUGUUUUUAAGCAUCUCUUGUGGCCGACAUUAAGGAGCAAAACCCAAGAUUUGUUGCUAACUAGGACGAGGUCCCCAAAUUAAAUUAUUAAUGUUGUUUUUGUGGAGUUGGUAGGUCUUUCGAGUAGUCAAAUGAGGGCUACAAACCCCAACAUUUGGUAACAUGCUCUCACGGGAAUUGCAAACUAUAUAUUAUAGUUAAGUAUUUAUUUAUA
Pyrus x bretschneideri (Chinese white pear) is the source of this 873-nucleotide messenger RNA. RefSeq lists its product as uncharacterized. The transcript is spliced from 4 exons. The coding region runs from base 111 to 542 and encodes 143 amino acids. The record is from RefSeq and is a predicted model, not a curated record. Lineage: Eukaryota; Viridiplantae; Streptophyta; Magnoliopsida; Rosales; Rosaceae.